Boleophthalmus pectinirostris (great blue-spotted mudskipper) is the source of this 864-nucleotide messenger RNA. Its product is annotated as sodium/potassium-transporting ATPase subunit beta-2-like. NCBI's taxonomy places the organism in Eukaryota, Metazoa, Chordata, Actinopteri, Gobiiformes, Gobiidae. Gene Ontology annotation, biological process: potassium ion import across plasma membrane; intracellular potassium ion homeostasis; sodium ion export across plasma membrane. The record is from RefSeq and is a predicted model, not a curated record. Gene Ontology annotation, cellular component: sodium:potassium-exchanging ATPase complex. Gene Ontology annotation, molecular function: ATPase activator activity. The transcript has 8 exons. The coding region runs from base 1 to 864 and encodes 287 amino acids.
AUGUCUGGGGGCGGUGCAAAAGAAGAACCGCGCGGAUCCAGUUGGGACUUUAUCUGGAACCCGCGGACGCACGAGCUGAUGGGCCGGACCGCCACGAGCUGGGGUCUCAUCUUCUUGUUCUACCUGGUGUUCUACCUGUUCCUCGCUGGAAUGUUUGCCCUGACCAUGUACGUCAUGCUCCUGACACUCGACGACUACCGCCCCACCUGGCAGGACCGCCUCACUACACCUGGCAUGAUGAUUCGUCCGAAGGGAGACCAGCUGCACAUCGCCUUCUCUGUUUCCAAGGCGGAGUCGUACCGUGACCUGACUUCAAACCUGGACGUCUUCCUCUCACCUUACAACGAUAGUGUCCAAGCCCAAACCAACGACAACUGUCCCCCAAACCAGUACUUCAUCCAAGAGGACAGUGGAGAGGUGAGGAAUAACCCAAAGCGCUCGUGUCAGUUUAACCGGACGGCUCUGGACCUUUGCUCUGGGCUCAGUGACUCCUCCUACGGCUACAGCAGCGGGCAGCCAUGUGUGCUGCUCAAACUCAACCGGGUGAUUGGGAUGCUCCCAGGGAAAGAUGGACAGUCUCCAUAUGUUUCGUGUGGAGCAAAGAAGGAAGAUGUAAACGUUGGUCCUUUGGCGUAUUUUCCUCCAAAUGGAACAUUCAAUCUGAUGUACUACCCAUACUACGGCAACAAGGCCCAGGUGAAUUACACACAGCCGCUGGUCGCGGUGAAGUUCUUGAACGCGUCUCUGAACACCGACCUGAGCGUGGAGUGUCGCAUCAUCUCCAACACGCUCGGAGACGUCUACGCCAACGACAGGGACAAGUUCGCAGGACGAGUCUCCUUCACUCUACGCAUCAAUGCUUAG